This is a messenger RNA of Ictalurus punctatus (channel catfish), 3881 nucleotides long. It is a transcript of the gene tmem201, whose product is annotated as transmembrane protein 201. Gene Ontology annotation, molecular function: actin filament binding; lamin binding. Gene Ontology annotation, cellular component: nuclear inner membrane. Gene Ontology annotation, biological process: nuclear migration along microtubule. The record is from RefSeq and is a predicted model, not a curated record. Bases 493 to 2127 code for a protein of 544 amino acids. The transcript is spliced from 9 exons. NCBI's taxonomy places the organism in Eukaryota, Metazoa, Chordata, Actinopteri, Siluriformes, Ictaluridae.
UUUAACAUUUGUUUUAUUAAAUUAAAACCAGGAUGUGAUGUUCAAUAUGGUGAAAGGAGGUCUCGGAUAUACUUUUUUCAAUUCAAUUUUAUUUGUAUAGCACUUUUAACAAUGGUGAUUGUCUCAAAGCUGCUUUACAGAAACAUAUAAACACAGGAUACAAAUUUUAAGUGUGUGAAUUUAUCCAUAAUGAGCAAGUGACGGUGGCAAGGAAAAACUUCCUAAAAUGAAAUGGGGAAGAAACCUUGAGAGGAACCAGACUCAGAAGGGAACCCGUCCUCAUCUGGGUAACAGCGGAUAGUGUGAAAGUAAAAGAAAGUUCAUUAUGGUUUUAACAUGAAUUCUGUUUGUUGAACUAGUCCACUGUUCACCAAAGGAGACCUGAGUGCAAAGCUGCAUGUGGUAAUUGCAGUCCAAGCGGUACCAUCCUAAGCAAUCUCCAGGCUGUAGCCUCCAGUUGAUCAGAGCUCCAUCCAGAGGUAGGGCAUCAGGAUGGAUCAGGCAGGUCCAGAGAGCAGAAAGGGUCAGGAACACUGGCAUCUCCAUAAAAUCAUGUGUGGCUCGACAGAAGGAGAGAGGGAGGACAAUUACGAUGAAGAGAUUGAGGUGUACAAGCAUCAUCUUGAGCAGACGUACAAGUUGUGCAGGCCGUGUCAGACUGCAGUGGAGUACUACAUCAAGCACCAGAACCGGCAGCUGAGGGCUCUGCUCCUUAACCACCAGCUCAGGCGCAGCAGAGAUGCAGACAAAGCCUUCGUAACGAGCUCCUACACAGUCUCCACUCCUGCCUGGCUCAUAAUGCUGCGAGCCCUGGCUUUCCUCGCUUGUGCUUUCCUGGUCACCCUGGCCGUUUAUGGAUCUGGAGACUUAUCCUCCCCCUCUGAUGGCUCUCACAUCCUGAAGGGAGGAGUCGCACCACCCAAACACACUCUCCAAAAUAACACCGAAGCAAAGGUCAAUGACAGCACCGGAAGUGGGCAGAUGUGGAGCGAACUGGUGGGCCUUCUUUCAGAAGAGGCUGUAGAGAACGCGAAGCUGAUCUGGGAAUCUGGAAGCAACCAUCAGAUGGCCGUAGCUUCCGUCGGCCUUUUGACCUGCAUCACUGGCGUCCUAAUGGCAGGGCCUGUCAGGUUAAGGAGAAUUGAUGCCUUCGCUUCUUUCCUUUGGCUCCUCGUGUUAUGCCUGUACUCUGUUGAGUUCUACCUGAAGACGGACACCCCCGACUGGCUGGGCGCAAUCAAGCUCGGCGCUACCUCCUUGUGCUGCUUGGUUGGAUUCGCCGCAGCCGUGGCCACACGCAAGCCCACGGGUCAGAGAAGAGCCAGAGGCCGCAGGUAUCUGUCUGGCAGUUCUUUUGGGAUGUACUGCAGUGGUCAGUCCCCGAUGGUGUCUGGAUCGUCUGCUUUCAUCCCCACUCCUCCUCCCAACCUGGCACAGCUCCUCGCUCACCAGCAAAGCCAGAAAACCCGUCGAGCAUCGCCCUCCUCACUGCCAGGUCGUCUCAACAGAGCCCUUUCAUUGGGCACCAUGCCAUCGCUCGCCAGGCAAGACUCUGGGUUCCUGUUCAGUGGGAGUAGGCCGUCAUCACAGUGCAAAGACUCUCCGCCUUCAGAUUAUUUCUCUCUGAAGUCAGGAAGUCGUCCCUCUUCCCCUGCUCCCUCCCCCACACCGUCUGUGACAGGUUCGGUCACGUCCUCCUCCAGCUCAGCCAGGCAGAGGCGGCCACUUAUCAGUCCAGCGCGACUCAACAUCAGUGGGCAGAAGCUGCAGCUUUUCUCCCCUCCUCUAGAAUCCAGGAGUCUUUCACCUCCGCCGCCAUGUUUGACAGAACUGAACUACUUCAACAGUAGAGCUGUCAUGCCUGAUGUUCCUCACGUCCCCUCACGGAAUCAUGACUUGGGGUCACGGUUUGAGGAAGGCAGUGUCUUUGAACAUGCAGAGAACAAAAUGAGCAGCUCUUCAGAGUCAUCCAACUGCCAUGUGGACACAACCACAGGGAACGAAAAUGACAGCAAAUCCAAAUUGAAAGGUUUUUUGGGCAGGUCCAUAUGGCCGGGUCUUUUGGUCACCAGCUUGACUGCCAACUUAACCUUUAUAUCAUUCUAUCUUUACUACAACUGGAGAUGAGAAAUAAGUUCAAACGUCAAGUUCUCGAAUGUCUCUUAAUGUGACGUACAAUAGGUUUAGGUGCUAUCGACCGCUUUUAGGCUGGAAUUGCCUACAGAGAAUUUACGCUACCGGUAGCUGCUCAUCUUUGCAUAUUCUGUGAUCCAAAAGGAGGCACAUUUUGUGCUGAGUCAGGUUUUGAGAACAUUUAAAUAAACUAACUGGUCUCAAGUACCAGAUAAGUUCUGCUCACAAAUAAAACAGAGCAUCCCAUCAUGCCCAAAACCAUAACAGGGCUUUUCUAAACGUUGCUCUUACGAAUUGCUUUCAUAAAGAUGUCUGAAAUAAAACAGCAUGUUGCGAUUAACUGAAGAGAAUUAGCCUUUGUGGUUUAUCUUAACUGAGCAUCCAUCAGGCUACAUGAGGUGCUAUUGUGCAGUAUAAUGGCAUUUCUUUCUAUGUUUAAUACAAGUCUUUAAGUGGAAUGCUAUAAUGUGAGGAAUGCUGUAUGAUUGUGCUCAUACUCAUAUUUUCAGCAAAUUCCUAAUGUAAGGGUGAAACAACUUGGUAAUUUCAACUUUUCAAUACACUGAACAGCCCGUACCCGUACGCUCCUAUACCAGCAAGUGUGUACGCAGCUGUACGUGUAGAUAUUUUACUUGGUGACGCAUUAAACUGCACUACAUUUACACACACACACACACACACCCCUUCCCCCCAAUCCUGGGCUGAAAACUUAAGUGAGUGAUGAGUAUCUUAAUGAAGGGACUUGAUUUUAAAGAACUUAAUCAGUGUAUUGAGAUUCAAACUCAAUACAUUAUAAAUAAACGUGCUAUACUUUGUUGUAAUGCAGUAGCAUUUUUUGGCAUUUGAUUUUUGUUUUCACUCUGCAAAAUUCAUGGCAAGGACUUGAAGCUGUCUGGUGUGUAUGCAUUUAUUCAAUGUGAAUGUGUCUGGUGAUUUUUUUUAAUUAUUAGUCAGAGGUAUGGUAAAACCAUAAAUACACUAUGUUAAUAAAAUAUUCAGACAAACCCUGGUUACAGUUUAUUAUGGUGGUUACAUGAAUGGGACAUUUGGCUAACUUUGCAUGCUUUUUGUAUGCAUGUAUUCAAUAAAAGUAUGCGUGUAAUGUAGUUCUGUUAUAUUAAGGGCCCCAAUCAUCUCUUAUUCAAGUUGUGGUUUGUUUUUGUCCGUAAUAGAGGAUCCCCUGAAGUUUUAGUUAAUUAAGUAAACAGCACAACUGACUAAAAUGUCAUGUCUCAAAUUUGAAAUUUUUAUGAUCUAGAAUAAUUUAAGGGCCCAAGAACUAGAUUUCAGUUUAUUUGUCAUCAUCUGUGAUUGAUCUGUAUCAGUCUAUUUAUUAUUCCACUCAUUCGUUCAUUCGAUCUCUGAGAAUGAAUCAUAUGGUAUAAAAUUGCAAAGGCUUUAUUCUGAAGGUAAAAUAAGACUGACGUCCGGUUCGGUCACAGGAUCCCAAACACCAGAGCAGUUUUGUCAAGACACCUGGAUUAUUUGUAUAUGACAUUCAGAUUAUGAAAUGGGCUGUUAUGUGGGUUUUAUUGGGUUCUGAUGUACUGUAAUGUCACUUUUUAUGCUGCAUCAAUAUUACUGAGAAAUUCAAAUGAUGUCUUUGCUACUUUAAAAAGAUUGCUGCAUUUAGAAGAAACUACUGAGCUGUGCAUCGUCUCUUUCUCAUUGCUCCUUCAUUGCUCUUUUAUUUCAAGUUGUAAAAAAAAAAAAAACCUUGCUCCUGAAAUAUAAAAUACAGCUGGUCA